Enhydra lutris kenyoni (northern sea otter) is the source of this 999-nucleotide messenger RNA. Its product is annotated as gap junction protein beta 4. Gene Ontology annotation, biological process: cell communication. Gene Ontology annotation, cellular component: connexin complex. NCBI's taxonomy places the organism in Eukaryota, Metazoa, Chordata, Mammalia, Carnivora, Mustelidae. Gene Ontology annotation, molecular function: gap junction channel activity. Bases 16 to 816 code for a protein of 266 amino acids. The record is from RefSeq and is a predicted model, not a curated record. The transcript has a single exon.
AAGGACACAAUUGUCAUGAACUGGGCGUCCCUGCAGGGCCUCCUGAGCGGGGUCAACAAGUACUCCACGGCGCUGGGCCGCAUCUGGCUGUCAGUGGUGUUCAUCUUCCGUGUGCUGGUGUACGUGGUGGCGGCCGAGGAGGUGUGGGACGACGAGCAGAAGGACUUCGUCUGCAACACCAAGCAGCCGGGCUGCCCCAACGUCUGCUACGACGAGUUCUUCCCCGUGUCCCACGUGCGCCUCUGGGCCCUGCAGCUCAUCCUGGUCACCUGCCCCUCGCUGCUCGUGGUCAUGCACGUGGCCUACCGCCAGGAGCGCGAGCGCCGCCACCGCCUGAAGCACGGGCCCAGCGCCCCGUCCCUGUACGACAACCCAAACAAGAAGCGCGGUGGGCUCUGGUGGACCUACCUGCUGAGUCUCCUCUUCAAGGCAGCCGUCGACGCCGGGUUCCUCUACCUCUUCCACCGCCUCUACGAGGAUUAUGACAUGCCGCGUGUGGUGGUCUGCUCCGAGUCCCCUUGCCCCCACAUGGUGGACUGCUACAUCUCCCGGCCCACCGAGAAGAAGGUCUUCACCUACUUCAUGGUGGCCACCGCUGUCAUCUGCAUCCUGCUCAACCUCAGUGAGGUCACCUACCUGGUGGGCAAGAGGUGCCUGGAGACCUUCAGCCCAAGGCGCAAGCGGUCUCGGCACCGGGACCACCUGCCUGACACCUGCCCCCCGUACAUCCUCUCCCAGGGAGAGCACCCCCAAGACGGGAACUCUGUCCUAAUGAAGGCUGGGUCAGCCACAAUGGAGGCAGGUGGGUUUCCAUGACCUGUGAGGGCAGUGGCGAGGACCACUGGGGCCGCAGGCUGUUCCCUAAGGCCACACAAGGGCAGUGGCAUCUUUUCAGCGGCAGCACUGGGGAGGAAGAUGGCUGCAGGGCUUGGGAAGCCUGCUCCUGGAGAGCAGUUUUGUCCCUGGGUCCUAAGUCCCAGGGGAGGGAGGUUGACAGCU